Candidozyma auris is the source of this 1917-nucleotide messenger RNA. RefSeq names its product Avt4p (gene AVT4). The record is from RefSeq and is a predicted model, not a curated record. Gene Ontology annotation, biological process: amino acid transmembrane transport. Gene Ontology annotation, molecular function: amino acid transmembrane transporter activity. NCBI's taxonomy places the organism in Eukaryota, Fungi, Ascomycota, Pichiomycetes, Serinales, Metschnikowiaceae. Bases 1 to 1917 code for a protein of 638 amino acids. The transcript has a single exon.
AUGACCCAGCCUCGUGCAAUCACGGGCCGAAGAGACUCCAUAGCAAAACUCACGCGUUCACUGUUCAAUUCCAAAACCAACUCUCCUCGUUCAUAUUCUGCUCUGAACCUGUACAAGAGAAAUGCUUCCUUCUUGAAUCAAAUCGGAGGUACUCCAAGCUCAUUGCAUUCAUCGGAAAAUGUCAUUGAGGACUCGAGCCACAGCGGACGUUCAAACAGUCCCAAUAUUGAGGAAAGGGAUGGGGAAGACGAGCCUGAUUUGACUCUGGGAAUAAAGGACCCAAAAGUGUUGCAGACGGUUGCAAAACACCUAAACAAUUCUCAUGAGGACGGUCUCGCUGCUGAGGGUGCUGACAUCACUAGAGCAUUAUACAAGUUGAGCAACGACUCGAGACCUGGAUUGAAGAGAUCGAAAUCAGAUCUGCUGUUAGAACCAGGUUCAAGAAGAGGCUCCACUGCCUCGCACUUGAGGGUGCCUGGAGGUUUCCGAAGGCACUUUAUUUUGGCCAAAAACAAGAGAACUCCAAGUUUAAUCACAAGGAACUUUGUUGAAUUUCUAAGUAUAUAUGGACACUUCGCCGGUGAGGAUUUAGAGGACGAGGAGGAUUUGGCUUGUCACUACGAACCUUAUUUACCUUACGGAGAAGACACCCCACUUCUUCCUUCUGACGUCAACCCAAAUGGUACUGCCUCUGAUACAAAAGCAUACUUCCUCCUUUUGAAGGCGUUUGUUGGCACAGGUGUCCUCUUUUUACCCAAAGCAUUCUCAAGUGGUGGGCUUUUGUUCUCCGCAGUGGUCUUGUUUCUCUUUGGCCUUCUUUCCUUUUGGUGCUACUAUAUUUUGGUUCAGUCCAAAGUGGCCACUAAAGUUUCUGGUUUCGCUGAAAUUGGCUUGAAGACAUACGGCGUCAAUCUCCAACGGUUGAUCCUAUUCUCGAUCAUUAUUUCUCAAAUUGGGUUUGUGGCCGCUUACAUCGUAUUCACUGCUGAGAAUUUGCGUGCUUUCUUGGUGAACAUCUCAUCUUACCAGACGAGGGACCUUGACAUUUUCUGGUUUAUCUUGUUUCAAGCGGUGAUCUUGACACCGCUCUCCAUGAUUAGAGACAUCACAAGGCUUUCUCUUCUGGCCCUCUUGGCCAACAUAUUCAUCUUUGCUGGCUUGGUGACUAUCUUAUACUACACCAUUCGACAAUACUUUCAAAAUCACUUGAUCCCUGGAGAAGGCAUCCAUUUUUUCUUUAAUAAGUCCGAGUCGUCUUUAUUCAUUGGAGUCGCCAUUUUUGCAUUUGAAGGUAUUGGGCUCAUCAUACCCAUUCAAGAGUCCAUGAUCUACCCUAGUCAUUUUCCCAAAGUAUUGUUAUCGGUGAUUUUAACGAUUUCAUCAAUUUUUGUCUUUGUUGGUUCCAUCGGUUAUCUUACCUACGGUAAGAAGAUCCACACCGUCAUUUUACUUAACAUUCCCCAGGAAUCACCCACGGUUAUCAUGACACAAGUUCUUUAUGCAUGUGCCAUCCUUUUAUCGACGCCAAUUCAAAUCUUUCCCGCAGUACGUCUCAUCGAACUGAAAUUCUUUCUGCCCCACAAGUCCGGGAGAUAUUCGGCUAGAGUAAAGUGGCAGAAAAAUCUUCUUCGUUGUUUGUUCGUUCUCACAACUGCUACGAUUGCAUUGUACGGAGGCAAAAACCUAGACAAGUUUGUCUCCUUUGUUGGUUGUUUUGCUUGCAUCCCAUUGGUUUACAUGUAUCCGCCAAUGCUUCAUCUCAAGACCUGCUGUCAGACAGAUUGCGAGGACUGCUUCACGGUAAAGCCUGAUCCAGACGCUACCAAAAAGAGAUGGCUAGCCCACUUAGACUACUUCCUUAUUCUCCUUGGAGCACUCGCGGUUGUCUAUACCACAUACGAUAUCUUAGCUCAUUAA